AUGGCCAGUGGAGACGACUCCUCUGAAACAGAAGACGACUAUGUAUCCUUGGAAGGAGAUCCUCUUCUACCCCACAAUCACCAGCAAAUCGACUUCCGCUCUGGCCGAGAGACACUGCAAAGAAGUAACUGUGAUACUUUGGUGCUGGCUAUUUUCAAGAUUUGUUUUUGUUUUCUUGGUCUAUGGGGACACCGACUGUGGAAUUACAUCCCUCGGGUUUUAGUCGGGGCAAUCGUCCUUUAUCAAGCUGUUUACGAUUUUUAUGUUGUGCUUGGUUGUCCCGGCUUUGAUUGCGGCUUUCUACAAAAUUCAACGGAUAAGAACAAGACUUCACAUCAUAAAGAUGACAGGAAAAUUGCAAACGCUGUUUACACGAUCGUCACAGUCGCGGCUGUUAUUUCUUACUUUCUUUUCAUUGGUUGUUUCAUCGCAACAAGAAGGAACACUUACGUUGCAUUAAUAACUCCUUCUGAAUCUCUAGAUGCAAAUAACAAUGAUCUGGACAAAAAGAACGUCUGCUGCUUGUGUUUUGCGUUUACUGUUAUAACAACGCUGUUUUUAUGCUCAGUGGCAGUGUUUUAUGCCAUAAUUUGGAGUCAAUCUCGAAAUUCCUUUUUCGACAUACUCGCAACUGGAGUGGGUGCGCAGUUUUUCGCACAGUGGACGGCAAUUACAACCUGUCAUGUGUUUGCUGUCAGCUCGUUUGCACUUGGUAAGAUAUACUUUGAAAAGGCCACUUCCCCUCCUCUCCCCUCCCCUGACCCUCUCCUCUUCCCCCUCCCCGCCGGGAAGUUCGUUAUCAACCAAGAGAGGAUCAAAAGACAACUCGAAAAAACUGUUGAACAGCUAAAUCAAAAAAGGUUGCUUUUGUAAUUGGUCAAAGGUAAUAUUGGGCAUUGGGCAUUUGGGCAUAUUUUCUUGAGUGGCCAUUAAGCAAUAGCUUCCUAAUGCGCAAUUCCCGAUGCCCAAAGCAGCCUUUAUUGAAUCAGCUAUAUACCCCAAAUUAGGAUCAUCUCAUGUAGUCCUAUCUAGCCCUCCAGUUUGUUCACUGUUUGUCCUGAGUUUCUAAGCUGAUUUAUAGGGCCAAAAUUAAUAAAUGGAGUCAAGGUUUACAUGGACAUCUAUCAGUCCCAGCUAGAUCAAAGCAGACUUACGUUGGACCUAUCUGGUUACUGAUACAGGACUGUUUCGCCCAGGUUUGUGGCUAAAAAAUCAAUCAGUUUACUCGUCACUUUUGGGUUCCCAUUGAUACAAAGCUUCAGCGGAACGGAACUGGUUUUAACUUUGCAUUUCGAGCAAGAAUGAAGAUAUCUAAAGACAUUCACAUAUUCUUUUUCUUAUUUUCGGCGAUACAAGCGAAUUGAAGCUUUGCAGUUGCUACACCUCUUUAGGCACAAGGGUGAGAGCACUCGCCUCCCACCAAUCUGGCCCUGGUUUGAAUUCAGGCGUUUACGCCAUAUGUGGGUUGAGUUUGGUGUUGGUCCUCUCUAUUGCUCCGACACUGGUUUUUUUCUCGGGUAUUCCGCUUUUUCCCUCUCCUUAAAAACCAACAGUUCCAAAUGCCAAUUCGAUCUGGAACGCACGGAAACAUUUUAAAGUGCUCCGUGGGUAAACAAAUUACAAUUUACGAUUUUUUUUACAAAUUUUUUCGCUCCGUUUCAGUUACGCCCAGCCGUUUAAUUCAGUAUUGUUCCACUUGUAUUUUGCUAAUGCAUUCAUGAUCCCGCUCUGGCUCAUAAUACCAUAAUCAGGCUUGGUUCUAUUUUAUACACCAGGUACUUUUGCAGAAGAUGCCCUUAGACAUAUCAAGAACCUAGAGCAAAAUACGACUCUUGAUGACGUCAUUAAAAUUCACGAAAACCUGUGUACAGUAGUCUUCAACACUGUAUCAGCCUACAGCGUGUGGUUCGUGGUUCACUGGCUCAGUUACGGUGCAGGAGUUGUAUUAUCAGUUAUAUACAUUUCCAAAGAAUUCCUCGAGAAGAAUAAGUAUGGCACACCAACCUUGAACCUGGUGUACCUCGGCUCGGGGAAACCAGUG
Porites lobata is the source of this 2041-nucleotide messenger RNA. The record is from the annotation of a GenBank genome assembly. Lineage: Eukaryota; Metazoa; Cnidaria; Anthozoa; Scleractinia; Poritidae.